AGUUUUUUGGGGGUUACCUUUAAAGUUUUGGUAUUAACUUGGCUCAAGCCGUGGCAGCUGCAGCAGGCAGAGCAACAACAUGCCGCUGGGCAAGAAUUUGGCCAUUGGCUCCGAUGAGGCGCGUCGUCAACGCGCCGAACUCCGCACCAGCUAUGGCAAUAAGUUAUCCAAUAAGAAUCUGGGACGACUGCGCGACAGAUCGAAUGGAGCUAGCUCCACAUCGACGGCGACACUGACGACGGGCACGUCAUCGCUGCGAAGGAUUGCGUCCAGUUUUGCGCAGGUUAGCGAUGUCGAUUGCGGUUCCAAUGCCGCAUUGCCGCACGAGGAUUCCGAGGAUGAUGUCAAGGAGGAAUUCGCUGAGGUUCUCAUACGCAGCCAGCCGUUUACAGCAGCAAAAGCGGCAACCGGAAGCGGAGCAAGUGCAUCAAACUACUCCGCAGCGUAUCCAGUUAGCGCACUGGUCAAUAGAACACGCGCUGGAGUCAGAGCUGGAGCUGGGACUGGGACUGGAACUGGAGUGAGUGCGGAAGUCAGCAAUGUGCCGGAACGACGAAAUCGUUUCAACUGCUCGGAUGUGAUACAAUCUCGGGCCAGCGAGCGCUGGGGUCAAAUUGCCUGCACCGUGUCCGCUCUCUUCCGGGUGCGUCGCAUCUCGCAUGCGAAUCCUCUGUCGGAGCUGCAACGUUUGAGGGAGCAACGGGAUCUGCUCGAGGCAUUCACACGUCCCUUUCUCUAUGAGGAUGGAGCGCAUACCAAAUAAGUGAACCAUCAACACAGACACCACCAUCUCCAAAUGACAAAGAAAGGAUCUUGUAAACAAAACCUAUUCACAUAUCAUUCAUAUUCAUUCCUUUACAAUACUCCAAAAAAAGAAGAAAGAUUUUCAUAUGCUU
Messenger RNA from Drosophila innubila, 896 nucleotides. RefSeq lists its product as uncharacterized. The transcript has a single exon. Lineage: Eukaryota; Metazoa; Arthropoda; Insecta; Diptera; Drosophilidae. Bases 80 to 763 code for a protein of 227 amino acids. The record is from RefSeq and is a predicted model, not a curated record.